AUGGGGGAGAAAGUUUCCGAGGCGCCCGAGCCGCUGCCCCGCGGCUGCGGCGGCGGCUACGGCGCCCGGACGCCCGCCCCUGCGGCGACCGCCGCGUCCUCGCUGGGCGCUUCCUCGGCGGAGUCCUCCUCGGGCUCAGAAACUCUGUCGGAGGAAGGGGAGCCCGGCGGCUUCUCCUGCCCGCGGCCGCCGCCGCCACCGCCGCCGCCGGGCGGCGCCCUGGGCCCCCGGCCGCCCGCCGCCUGGGCUCCCACCCGCGCGGGGCUGGAGCUCCGAGUCUCCGCGCCGCCGCCGCCCGCAGGAGCCGCGCCGCCCGCUCCCGGAGGCAGCAGCGCGUCCCAGGAGGAGCACGACGAGGAGCUUGACCACAUAUUGUCCCCACCACCCAUGCCAUGUCGGAAGUGCAGCAACCCAGACUUGGCUUCGGGCCCUGGGAAGUCCCUGAAGUUUAAAAGCCAGUUGAGCGAAGACGGACGGCAGCUGCGGCGGGGGAGCCUGGGAGGUGCGCUGACAGGAAGGUACCUCCUUCCUAACCCCACCGCAGGGCAGACCUGGUCAGCGUCUGCAGAGACCUCCAACCUCGUGCGCAUGCGCAGCCAGGCCCUGGGCCAGUCGGCGCCCUCGCUCACGGCCAGUCUGAAGGAGCUAAGUCUUCCCAGGAGAGGAAGUUUGAUAGAUUCCCAGAAGUGGAAUUGCUUGGUCAAACGUUGCCGAACAAGCAACCGAAAAAGCUUAAUAGGAAAUGGGCAGUCAACAGCAUUGCCCCGACCACACUCACCUCUCUCGGCUCAUGCAGGCAAUAGCCCUCAAGAUAGCCCAAGAAAUUUCUCCCCCAGUGCCUCAGCCCAUUUUUCAUUUGCACGGAGAACUGAUGGACGUCGCUGGUCCUUGGCUUCUCUCCCCUCCUCUGGCUAUGGGACAAACACACCCAGCUCCACCGUAUCUUCAUCCUGUUCCUCCCAGGAGAAGUUGCACCAGUUACCAUACCAACCAACACCAGAUGAGUUACACUUCUUAUCGAAACAUUUUUGUACCACCGAAAGCAUCGCCGCAGAGAACAGGUGCAGGAACACCCCUAUGCGCCCCCGUUCCCGAAGUCUGAGCCCUGGACGUUCUCCCGCCUGCUGUGACCAUGAAAUAAUUAUGAUGAACCAUGUCUACAAAGAAAGGUUCCCAAAGGCCACGGCGCAGAUGGAAGACCGUCUGAAGGAAAUCAUCACCAGCUACUCCCCAGACCACGUGCUGCCCCUGGCAGAUGGGGUGCUCAGUUUCACUCACCACCAGAUUAUUGAGCUGGCGCGAGAUUGCUUGGAUAAAUCCCACCAGGGCCUCAUCACCUCCCGAUACUUCCUUGAAUUGCAGCACAAAUUAGAUAAAUUGCUACAGGAGGCUCACGAACGGUCAGAAAGCAGUGAGUUGGCUUUCAUUAAACAACUAGUCCGGAAGAUCCUGAUUGUGAUCGCCCGCCCCGCUCGGUUACUGGAGUGCCUGGAAUUUGACCCUGAAGAGUUUUACUACCUGCUGGAAGCAGCAGAGGGCCAUGCAAAAGAAGGGCAGGGCAUUAAAACGGACAUUCCCAGGUACAUCAUUAGCCAGCUGGGACUCAACAAGGACCCCCUGGAAGAAAUGGCUCAGUUGGGAAACUAUAGUAGCGGGACAGCAGAAACACCGGAAACAGAUGAAUCAGUGAGUAGCUCAAAUGCUUCCUUGAAACUUCGAAGGAAACCUCGGGAAAGUGAUUUUGAAACGAUCAAAUUGAUUAGCAAUGGAGCCUAUGGGGCAGUCUACUUCGUCCGGCAUAAGGAGUCCCGGCAGCGCUUCGCCAUGAAGAAGAUCAAUAAGCAGAACCUCCUCCUCCGGAACCAGGUCCAGCAGGCCUUCGUGGAGCGGGAUAUCCUGACGUUCGCGGAGAACCCCUUUGUGGUCAGCAUGUACUGCUCCUUCGAAACCAGGCGCCACCUGUGCAUGGUCAUGGAGUACGUGGAAGGGGGUGACUGUGCCACCUUAAUGAAGAACAUGGGUCCUCUCCCCGUGGAUAUGGCCCGGAUGUACUUUGCUGAGACGGUCCUGGCCUUGGAAUAUCUGCACAAUUAUGGAAUAGUUCACAGGGAUUUGAAACCAGACAAUUUGUUGGUCACCUCCAUGGGGCACAUCAAGCUGACAGAUUUUGGAUUAUCCAAGGUGGGACUGAUGAGCAUGACUACCAAUCUUUAUGAGGGUCAUAUUGAGAAGGAUGCUCGCGAGUUCCUAGACAAACAGGUCUGCGGCACACCUGAAUACAUUGCCCCAGAAGUGAUUCUGAGGCAGGGUUACGGAAAGCCUGUGGACUGGUGGGCCAUGGGCAUUAUCCUCUAUGAAUUUCUGGUUGGAUGCGUGCCAUUCUUUGGGGACACUCCAGAAGAGCUAUUUGGACAAGUCAUCAGUGAUGAGAUCAACUGGCCUGAGAAGGAUGAGGCGCCACCGCCAGACGCCCAAGAUCUGAUCACCUUGCUGCUCAGGCAGAACCCCCUGGAGAGACUGGGAACAGGUGGCGCAUAUGAGGUCAAACAGCAUCGCUUCUUCCGAUCCUUAGACUGGAACAGUUUGCUGAGACAGAAGGCGGAAUUUAUUCCCCAGCUGGAAUCUGAAGAUGACACGAGUUAUUUUGACACUCGGUCAGAGAAGUAUCACCACAUGGAGACGGAGGAAGAAGACGACACCAAUGAUGAAGACUUCAACGUGGAAAUAAGGCAGUUUUCCUCCUGCUCGCAUAGGUUCUCAAAGGUUUUCAGCAGCAUAGACCGGAUAACUCAGAAUGCAGGCGAAGAGAAGGAAGACCCUGGGGACAAAACCAAAAGCACCACUUUGCCAUCCACGGAAACGUUAAGCUGGAGUUCGGAAUAUUCGGAAAUGCAACAGUUAUCCACAUCCAACUCUUCAGACACGGAAAGCAACAGACACAAGCUCAGUUCUGGCCUGCUUCCCAAACUGGCUGUUUCAGCCGAGACAGAGCCCGAUGCGGCUGCUCCCUGCCCCGGCGACCUCCACGAGGAGCCGGAGAAGCCAGCCCUUCUUCCUGCCGAGUGCGCUCAGGAGGAGCCUGAGGUCACCACCCCAGCCAGCACCAUCAGCAGCUCCACCCUGUCAGUUGGCAGUUUUUCAGAGCACUUGGAUCAGAUAAAUGGACGAAGCGAGUGUGUGGACAAUACAGAUAAUCCCUCCAAGCCACCCAGUGAACCCGUUUCCCAUAUGGCUCGGCAGCGCUUAGAAAGCACAGAGAAAAAGAAAAUCGCGGGGAAAGUCACCAAGUCCCUUUCCGCCAGUGCUCUGUCCCUCAUGAUCCCAGGAGAUAUGUUUGCUGUUUCUCCACUGGGGAGCCCAAUGUCUCCCCACUCCCUGUCCUCGGACCCUUCUUCUUCACGGGACUCCUCUCCCAGCCGGGAUUCGUCGGCAGCCUCUGCCAGUCCGCACCAGCCCGUGGUCAUCCACAGUUCAGGGAAGAACUAUGGGUUCACUAUCCGCGCCAUCCGGGUGUACGUGGGGGACAGUGACGUCUAUACGGUGCACCACAUCGUUUGGAAUGUAGAAGAAGGAAGCCCAGCCUACCAGGCGGGCCUGAAGGCCGGGGACCUGAUCACACACGUCAAUGGAGAGCCGGUGCACGGACUGGUCCACACGGAAGUGAUAGAGCUCUUGCUGAAGAGUGGGAAUAAGGUGUCAAUCACUACGACCCCGUUUGAGAACACAUCAAUCAAGACGGGACCAGCCAGGAGAAACAGCUAUAAGAGCCGGAUGGUGAGGCGGAGCAAGAAAUCGAAGAAGAAAGAGAGUCUGGAACGGAGGAGGUCCCUUUUCAAAAAACUAGCGAAGCAGCCUUCUCCUCUGCUGCACACCAGCCGAAGUUUCUCCUGCCUGAACCGAUCGCUGUCGUCCGGGGAGAGCCUCCCGGGGUCCCCCACGCACAGCCUGUCUCCCCGAUCCCCCACACCCAGCUACCGCUCCACCCCCGACUUCCCAUCCGGGACUAACUCCUCACAGAGCAGCUCCCCAAGUUCCAGUGCCCCCAACUCCCCGGCGGGCUCGGGACACAUCCGGCCCAGCACGCUCCACGGCCUGGCCCCCAAGCUCAGCGGCCAGCGCUACCGGUCCGGAAGGCGUAAGUCCGCCGGCAACAUUCCGCUGUCCCCGCUGGCCCGGACCCCCUCUCCGACGCCACAGCCCACCUCCCCGCAGCGCUCUCCGUCCCCCCUGCUGGGACCCCCGCUUGGCAAUGCCAAGAUCGCCCAAGCCUUUCCCGGCAAGAUGCACUCCCCUCCCACCAUCGUCCGACACAUCGUGAGGCCCAAGAGCGCGGAGCCGCCGCGGUCCCCGCUGCUCAAGCGCGUGCAGUCGGAGGAGAAGCUGUCCCCGGCCUACGGCGGCGACAAGAAGCUCCUGUGCUCCCGCAAGCACAGCCUGGAGGUGACCCAGGAGGAGGCGCCGCCACGGGAGCCGUCCCCGCGGGAGGCCGCCCUGCAGAGCCUGGAGGAGGCCGCCGCCUGCGACACGCCGGCCCUGAGCCGGGCCAGGCCCGUGGAGCAAGGCUGCCUGAAGCGGCCCGCCCCCCGCAAGCUGGGCCGCCAGGAGUCCGUGGACGACCUGGACCGCGGCAAGCUGAAGGCCAAGGUGGUGGCGAAGAAGCCCGACGGCCUCCCUGCGAAACCGGAGCCCCACCCCACGGCCCACCCCGCACUCGGCACCGAUUCGGAAAACCACGCCGCGGGGAGGCUGGCGGAGAGGGAGAAGAAGAUGUACCCCAAGGCCCUGGAGAGGUCCGGUCCUUUGGAGAACAGAGCAGCUGUGCAGGAGGCCCCGGGCCCAGGCGCCCUCCACAAGCCAGUGGGCACCUCGGGCGGGGCAGCCGCUGGCCGUGGCCAGGCCCCCGUGGACCUCAGCCAGGGCGCCGGUGACUGCACACCGGCCUCUGCGCCCAGCGCCCUUCCAGACGGCCUCUGUCCCUCCAGCGACAGGCCCACCUUUGGGAGGGGGGACGCCGUGGACAAGGCUCCCCCGGCCAAGGAGGGCCUCCGGUGUGAAAAGUUCGACGGCAAGCUGGCCGGCGUGGACUACCUCCGGAAGAAAGUGUCCCUGGACGACAAAGAUGACAGCCUCUGCCUGGCGCUCAAGCCCAAGAUGCCAGCCGGCGCCCACGAGGGCGCGCCCGGGAGCGCGGUCCGGCCCGCGGGCGGGCAGCAGGAGGCGCCGGCCCCCGAGAGCCGGCCGUUCGGCAGCGGCGCCCAUGCGGCUCCGAUGGGCGGCGUGGUGUUCGUCCCGCUCAAGGCCCUGGCCGGCCGGGGGGACGGUGGGGCGGAGAAGCAGGGCCCGGCGGCUCCCGAGGCCCCCGUCCGGAAAAGCCCCUCCGAGUAUAAGCUGGAAGGGAGGUCCGUGUCCUACCUGAAGCCCAUCGAGGGCACGUUGGACAUCGCUCUCCUGUCCGGACCUCAGGCCUCCAAGACGGAGCUGCCUUCUCCGGGACCCACGCCGAGCUCCGGCCCCGGAGGUGCCCUGGGGCCCACCGUGCCGCCCGCCCUCCCCAGCGAUGGCAAGAAGGGUGCCGCUGCUGGCCAGCGGGAGUCCCCCCCUGCUGGCUUCAAGGUGAGCAAAUCCUACCUGCUGGAGCCUCGGUUCCUGCCCCCCAGCCGUGGCCUCCAGAGUUCACCGUCAGCUCCCCUGCCUGACCCGGCGCUGAAGCCGGGCAGGGACAUCUCCCAGGCCACCAGGAGCCCCGCCACAGACGCCGAAAACGAUCCCCAGUGGAGAGAGGGCGGGCCCAGCGCACGCCAAGACCCUGGCUCCAGCUCCAACACCAAAGGCCUGCCCUCCCCGGGGCAGGCCCUGAGUGGCGCCCACCCAUCCAGGGCCCCUGGCCCGCCCCUGCCCGAAGGUGUCCCCUCCCGGGAGAAGCCGGGUGGGAGGGAGCCGUCGGAGAGGGGCCCUUCCACGGCCAGAACAGAGCUGCAGGCCACAAGGGCCGCCGUCCGCAGAGACCCUGCCCCGGAGCCGAGUCCUCCACAAGCUGCUAAAACCAGUGACCACGGAAAUCUGCCGUCCGUGGGAGGAGCCCGCUCAGACAUCCACACACAGGCCCUGGCCACGGAGAAGGCCCGGGGCCCUUGCGGGAAACCGGGCCACCAGGAUGGCCGGGAGGAGGUGAGGCCUCUGGCCAAGGACCCCUUUCUGCCCCCCGUGGGCACGGGGACGCCUUGUGAGCGGGAGCCGAGCAAGGGAAGGAGCAUCCUGCAACCCACAUCGGAAGCCCCUCCUGCCAGGCAGUCUCUGCAGCCCCCCGAGGGCGGGAAGAGUGACAAGCUCCGCAGUUUCCCUUCUUUGCAGAGAGAUGAGCCCCGGGAACCAGAGAGGAAAGAACAGCUGCAGCCACGGCACAGCAGCGGCUCUCAGCCCCCACCAGUCACUAAGGACCCGCCCGGCCCGGCUCGGCAGCCCUGCAGCACGCCCAGCCCUUCCUCAGGCAGAGAGCUGGGCACCAAGGACCCGCCCGGCCCCGCCUGGCAGCCCUGCAGCACACCCUGCCCCUCCCCAGGCAGAGAGCUGGGCACCAAGCCCUGGACCACAGAACCCAGCCUGGGCCUCCCGGAUCCGCCCAGGUCCGCGGCUGUGCGUGGUGAGAGCAGCCACAAGCCCGGGCCUGCCCCUGACCCGAGCCCUGCAAAAUCCAAGCAUCCAGACCGUCCCCUCGCUUCUCAGAGGCUGGGCAUUGGGGCUGCGGUAGCCAGAGAGCCUGGCACACAGCCCCCCAGCGGCCCCGGCCAAGACGGGAAGGGCAGCGGUAAGGGUGUGUUGAAUGUGUACCCUGCUCUCCUGGGUUCCCAGAACACAGCCAGCCCUGUGACUGGCCAGGCAGGAAGUGGGUCCUCAGGCCCCAUGCCCCCCAAAGGGGGUCCCCUGGACACCAAGCUGAAGCCCACAGACGGUGGGUGUGCCCUGGAGGCGUCGGAGAGGCCUGUGCAUCUGCCCCGGCAAGCACACCCCGGGGCCGGUGCGUCUGCGGAUCAGAAACUCCCCACUGUCAGUGAGAAGCUAAACCUGUCUCCAAAGCACCCCAAACCGCCCACUGUGAGAGACGGCCCCCCGCCGUGCAGACAGACGGACAAGAGCCCCAGUCCCCUGGCCACCACCGCCACAGACAGGAAGCCCGAAGGGAAGAAAUGCAUGGAAGCACUUUAUGGUCCGACGACGACGGACGGCAGGAAGCUGGAGGCCAGCCUGCCCCCAAUGCAGAGCGAGGCCAGGCCAAGGGGCACAGAGAGGCCGACGGGGGCCGGGGCAAAGGGCCCGCCAGACGCCAAGGGGAAAGGCCUCAGUGCCCAGAAGCCACCACCUGAGCCAGGCAAGCCUGGUGGCAUGAAGCGGUCGCCCUCAGCCAUCGGGCAGAGCUCCUUCCGGCCCGCCGCCCUCCCGGAGAAGUGCCUGAGCACCUCCUCCAGCUUUCCCGAGGCCAGGCCCGGGGCUCGAGAGGCCCCCACGGCCGGCAGCGACCCCGCCUCUGCCAAGGCCAGCGGGGCCAAGGCUGAGCCCACAGCCCCCAGCUGCAGGGACCAGAGGAAACCCCCAUCUGGGGGGGAUGCUGGGAGCCACAUGACAAAGAGCGACUCCCUGCCCUCCUUCAGGAGCUCCUCCAUCACGGUGGAGUUACAGCACCCCAACCCAACCACGGCGUGGGGCGCCGGGCCCCGGGACAGGGCCCUCUCAGUAACUGCCCCCCCAGGAGAAACCAAAGAGAGAGAGCCGGCCCCGGCCCAGCCUCAGACCAGGAAGCAGAAUGCGGGCAGAGAAGUGACCAAGCCGUCCCCCGUACCGGGCACAGACCGCCCCACCGCCGCCCUCCCUUCCGAGAAGGACUCUGUGGUCCGGCAGAGGCGGGGGAAAGAGAGCUUGCGGAGCAGCCCUCACAAAAAGGCCUCCUAA
Messenger RNA from Pipistrellus nathusii (Nathusius's pipistrelle), 7944 nucleotides. The record is from the annotation of a GenBank genome assembly. Lineage: Eukaryota; Metazoa; Chordata; Mammalia; Chiroptera; Vespertilionidae.